Molecule: messenger RNA, 2347 nt
Organism: Petromyzon marinus (sea lamprey)
Lineage: Eukaryota; Metazoa; Chordata; Hyperoartia; Petromyzontiformes; Petromyzontidae
Gene: TTC29
Product: tetratricopeptide repeat domain 29
Biological process (GO): cilium movement
Cellular component (GO): cilium
Molecular function (GO): protein binding
Source: RefSeq, a predicted model, not a curated record
AGGGGGACAGGGACCCCGAGAGGGACAGGGGGACAGGGACCCCGAGAGGGACAGGGGGACACGGACCCCGAGUGGGACAGGGACCCCGAGAGUGACAGGGACCUCGAGAGGGACAGCGAACCGAAAGAGACAAGAUGCUGACCCUGCCGCCCAUCGUCAAGGGCUCUGAGGCCCGAUCGGGGGCCCAAGGUGGGAAGCCGCAGGGAUCAGGGACGACCCCCACCAAGGGGACCUCCCAGCACAGGAGGGGUCCCGCGAGUCUGGGGGCCCGGGAGCCUGAGGCCGGGGGUCGCACCACUCACAGGGCGGCGCGGAGACAGAACGGGGGUCUGGCGCUGGAUUCGCCCCCCGCUGAAGUUGAGAGCGAGCGGCGCCCCCCCCGCACGGAGACAGUGGCGCUGCGCGUGGACCCGCUGCGUGAUGUGUGCACCUCCCUGCUCCGUGACGGCCACGUGGGCGCCUUCGCGGAGCUGUUCCGCGCUGUGCGGGAGCGGCGCGCCGCGCGCCUCGCCGCUGACCCCGGCUCCGCGCUCGCCCUGGAGCCGCCUCUGGAGCAGCAGCCGCGGGAGCUGUGCGACCUGGCGGCCCUGCUCAGCCGCGCGGAGGACGCGGCGAGGGCCGGAGACGCAGACGCACAGUGCCAGACGCUGCUCUCCAUGGCCGAGCGCUUCAGGGGCAGUGACGUGGCCCCGUGGCUGGAGGGCCGCGCCCUGCGCCUGUGCCUGGAGGCGGCGCGCGAGGCAGGCGGGGGGCCACGCGAGGCCGAGGCCCUGGCACGGCUUGGGGAGGCGCGACAUGGCCACGGGGACCUGGAGGGGGCCCUGCCGAUUCUGCGGGAUUACCACGCGCUGGUGCGGGCCCAGGGUUGGCGGGACGCGUCGGGACGGGAGCACGAGGCGCGCUCCUCCACCCUGCUCAGCCGCCUCCUCACGGAGCUCGGCCGCCGGGCCCUGGAUAGAGGAGAGGCCCAUGAAUCGCUGGGGCCCCUGCAGGAGGCCCUGAGCCUCGCCUGUCACGGGCAGGAGAGCCGCGCACAGCAGGAGGCCUCCUACUGGCUCGGCCUGGCGCUGCUGGACACGGGUGACACCGACUCGGCACUGCAGCGCCUGCUCGCCGCCGAGGAGUUGUCGGCGGCGCUGAAGGACGCGGCCGCGAGGACCCGCGCCGCACGCUCCGUGGCGGAGGCGCUGCUCAGGCUGGGCCGCGUCUCCGAGGCGCAGCGUUCCCUGGAGCGGCUGCUGGAGGCAUCGCGGCAGUCGAGGGGGCAGGAGGCGGAGCUGCUGGACGCGAGCUGUCGCCUCGCGGACAUUCACCUCGCCAAGGGGUCCGCGCGGACCGCGUGCCGCCUGCUGGACGCGGCGCUGGAGCGUGCCCGAGCGGGGGCCGCGGGGCCCGCCGAGGGGGCCUCGUCAUCCUCGGCUCCCCGAGGGCCCUCCGAGUCGCUGCUGACGGAGGUCCGCGCGCGCUGCGGCGUGGCCCGCGCCGCGCUGCUCUUCCCGGCCCUCGCCGCCGACCUCGCCCUCCUCGGCCUGGCGCGGCCCGGCCCCGCCUCGGGCCCUGCUCGCGGUGCCCUCGAGCGCCUCCUCUCGUGGAAGGACUCGCGCCUCGGAUACUCCCUGGAGGCCGAGCUGGGAGCCGAGGGGGACGAGGACAAGGAGGAGGAGGAGGAGAGCGAUGACGGCUCCGAGGCCCACCGGGGGGACGUGAGCCCGAGCGGAGCUGAGGGGGGAGGGGCCGUGACCUCGGCAUGAGCGUGGUCAAGGGGCUCGUGGGACCCCCUUUACGGGGGUCGCGUGGUGUUACUCGUUUAUGUUUAGCCUCCUCGCUUGGUGCCUCGAUUACAAAGCGUGGGGGACCUCUUUACUGAAGGCCACAUCGGACUUUCAAAUUCACAGGGCCCCCCCCCCCCCGCGCCACACACACGAACGCACGCACAGCUAAGCGAGACGCCUCCUUGCAUUGGCACAAGUGGCCCGGGCGUUGCGCUAACAUGACACGCGUUUCGCUGUUGCCAAGACGAACGUACCCUCCCCCCCCCCUAGUAUCCGGUUAGUGCGGCUAAGACGCUUGCAGUGACGGACAGACGGGGCGGAGUAAAUGAAGUUGGACCCGCGGGCCGUGGGGGAUCCUCCACCUCUGCCGAUUCGUGUGGCUCCUCUCCCGGCCGUUCCGUUGGUUCCGCUUCUCGCGGUCUCCGCGUUGUGCGGGUCCCGCGGAGGGCCCCUGGUUCCGUAACCUCCACGCGCCCUCCCGCCCACCCCCGCUCCCCCUGCCCCCUCCAUCCCCCGCUCCCCCUCCCCUCCAUCCCUCCCCUCCAUCCCUCCCCACUAAUAAAGCAUCUCUUUAA